Camarhynchus parvulus is the source of this 2206-nucleotide messenger RNA. It is a transcript of the gene CAMK1G, whose product is annotated as calcium/calmodulin dependent protein kinase IG. Gene Ontology annotation, biological process: peptidyl-serine phosphorylation. The record is from RefSeq and is a predicted model, not a curated record. Bases 237 to 1673 code for a protein of 478 amino acids. Gene Ontology annotation, molecular function: calmodulin binding; ATP binding; calcium/calmodulin-dependent protein kinase activity. NCBI's taxonomy places the organism in Eukaryota, Metazoa, Chordata, Aves, Passeriformes, Thraupidae. Gene Ontology annotation, cellular component: intracellular anatomical structure. The transcript has 14 exons.
GCACGCCCAGCCCCAGCCCUGAGCCUGGUGGCAGUGGGAUCCCAGCCCUGCUGCACUGUCCCCGUGCCCCUGGUGACUCCCUGGUGACUCCCUGGUUACCAUCUCGGCUCCAUCUCCUCCUCCUCCUCCUCCUCCUCCCCCGGCUCUAAUCCCCGCAGACGGCGCCGAGCGCGAGCAGCCACCAGGAGCAGCUCUGUCUGUGCUGACCUGGCGUUCCUGCUUCCACUCUGGAGGAGAUGGGGCGCAAGGAGGAGGAAGGCAGCGGCUCCUGGAAGAAGCAGACGAGCAACAUCCGCAAAACCUUCAUCUUCAUGGAGGCCCUGGGCUCAGGUGCCUUCUCAGAGGUUUUCCUGGUGAAGCAGAAAAGCACUGGCAAGCUCUUUGCUCUGAAAUGCAUCAAGAAGUCUCCUCUCAACAGGGACAGCAGCCUGGAGAAUGAAAUAGCAGUGCUGAAAAAGAUAAAGCAUGAAAACAUUGUGACUUUGGAGGAUAUUUACGAGAGCACAACCCACUUCUACCUGGUCAUGCAGCUGGUGUCAGGGGGAGAGCUGUUUGACAGGAUCCUGGAGCGGGGAGUGUACACGGAGAAGGACGCGAGCCUGGUGAUCCACCAGGUGCUGACAGCUGUGAAAUACCUGCAUGAGAACGGCAUCGUGCACCGGGACCUCAAGCCUGAGAACCUGCUGUACCUCACCCCCGAGGAGAACUCCAAAAUCAUGAUCACGGAUUUUGGCCUGUCGAAAAUGGAGCAGAACGGGAUCAUGUCCACGGCCUGUGGGACCCCAGGAUACGUGGCCCCCGAGGUGCUGGCCCAGAAGCCCUACAGCAAAGCCGUGGACUGCUGGUCCAUCGGGGUCAUCACCUACAUCCUGCUCUGUGGCUACCCUCCUUUCUACGAGGAAACCGAAUCCAAACUCUUUGAGAAGAUCAAGGAAGGCUACUACGAGUUCGAGUCUCCGUUUUGGGACGAUAUCUCCGAGUCAGCCAAGGACUUCAUCCGGCACCUCCUGGAGAAGAACCCGAGCGCGAGGUUCACCUGCGAGGAGGCCCUGAGGCACCCGUGGAUUAAUGGAAAUACAGCCCUUCACCGUGACAUCUACCCAUCUGUCAGCGCUCAGAUCCAGAAAAACUUUGCAAAGAGCAAAUGGAGGCAAGCCUUCAACGCCGCAGCCGUCGUGCACCACAUGAAGAAGCUGCACAUGAGCGGCCACGGGGCGGCCGAGGGCUCUGUCCCUGCCCCAGAGACCUCGGAGCCCCCCAGGCCCAGCAGCCCCUCGGGGACCCCCCUGCCAGCAGCGCCAAGAGAUGACAAGGACACAGCUCAGGGCCCCUCUCAGGGGCACCCAAACCCACCCCGACCCCCUCAGCCCCAGCAGGAGAUGGGAACGGGGGAGGAAAAGCCCCCCAGCCCCCCGGAGGAGGGACCCCUGCCCAGGGACAGCAGCCUGGCCCUGCCGGACAGCCACAGCCCCCCGGGCAGGAGCUCCUGUGGCUGCAGCCCCUCCUGUGUGGGCCACGAGAAGACCAAGGCAUCCUCCUGCUCCGAGACGGUGCUGCUCAAAAAGUCUUCAAAAUCCCACCAUUUCAAGUCAGAGGUUCUCGUCCCAGUGAAAACCAGUAAACACUCGUCUCACUGUGGCACUGGGCAAACUGGAGUUUGUUUGAUCAUGUGAUGGAGGCAGCCAUGUGGUCAGAGGACCAGAAGGGCUCUUUGACUCUUUUCUGUGCUUCAGAGCCGGCAGUGCGAGCAGAAAGGAGGCUGUGCCCUGCCAGCAGCUCUGGAGAGCAGGGGCCAGCUGGGUCAGGGGCACAGCAGUGCCAGGAUCCAUCCCUGCGGGCAGCUCGGGCUGUUUCUGGAUCAUUCCAGCCGGGAGGAGGCGAGGGAAGGUCUGAGGCUCCUGCUCCCACACCCAGUGUCCACUCUCAUAGGGCAUCCUCAGCUUGUGUUUCCUGUUUAGCUGUCAAUGCACCAAGGCCCUGCACAGCGUCAGCCCCGCGAACCAAAGCCAUGGCGAGCUUCACUCCCGGGGCAGCUCCCUGGUUUCUGCAGCCCUCACCCUCUCCUGUCCUGGGGCUUGGUCAGUCCAGGCUUUGGCACUCUGAGUUCAGCUGCCCAGCCCUCGGUGCAGCCCCAACAGGAGAGAGAACCUGCUAGAAACCUCCCUGUGUGUGACAAUGCCACAGCAAGGCCUGAGCUCCCCCUCCA